Molecule: messenger RNA, 2121 nt
Organism: Stegastes partitus (bicolor damselfish)
Lineage: Eukaryota; Metazoa; Chordata; Actinopteri; Pomacentridae
Product: zinc finger protein RFP-like
Exons: 2
Coding region: 318-1973 (551 amino acids)
Molecular function (GO): zinc ion binding; protein binding
Source: RefSeq, a predicted model, not a curated record
ACUUCUGUAUGAUAUCAGUGAAAAUACACACUAAAAUAAAACACAUCAAAUAAGAACAUACUAGAAAUGCGGUACUGUUCCACUGGAGAAACGAUUUAAAUAGUAGAGAUCCAGAAAGGGAAAUGGGGAUGGACUACUGAAGCUAUGUUUAGUACCGUCUCAGUCGCCGGUGCCUUUAAGAGCGGCGUAAGCGCAGAUCAGCACCAUGAGGCGGGCACCAGAAAGUGUAAUGUGACUUUCUAAACAGAAACUAGACACUGUUUCAAGGAACACAAACAGGCCUUUCUCUCCCCGCUACACCGCACUGAAAACAAGAUAUGGCUACUGCUGGCAGUGUGCUGUCUAAGGAGCAGCUUCUUUGCCCCAUCUGUCUGGAUUUGUUCAACCAGCCAGUCACUACUCCUUGCGGGCACAACUUCUGCAGGGACUGCAUACAAAGAUGCUGGCAGAACGUUAAUCUGCCCCAGUGCCCCAUGUGUAAGCACAAGCUUUACAUGAAGCCUGACCUCAAAGUUAACAUCUUCAUAUCGGAGGUGGCAUCUCAGUUCAAGGAGUUGGCAGAAAGGAGGUAUGAAAAUGAAACCAACGCUGCGGACCGAUCAACAGGCCAUAAAGGGGAGGUCUCAUGUGAUGUGUGUGUUGGAAAAAGAGUCAAGGCUCUUAAAUCCUGUCUGGACUGUUUGGCAUCAUUCUGCGAGACCCAUCUGGAGCCCCAUCUUGUCCUUGGCACCUUCAAGAAACACCGCUUGAUUAGCCCCAUGAUGAACAUGCAAGAUAGAGUGUGUAGGAAGCACGAGAAACUGCUGGACCUGUUCUGUAAGACGGAUGAGACGUAUGUGUGCCAGUUUUGCAUUAAGAAAGACCACAAGGCUCAUCACACUGUUCGUAUAGAGGAUGAGAGCAGAGACAGGAGAGCUCAGAUUAGAAGCGUGAACGAAGAAGUGGAAAAAAUGAUCCAUUGCCGACAGAAGAAAAUCGGCGAGAUCAAAGAAACCGUUCAGCUCAGCAGAAGGAAUGCGGAAAGAGAGAUCGAAGAGAGUCGGCAAGUGUUCGACAAACUGCUCCAGUUUGUCCAGAGAGGUCAAGCUGAGGUGGUCGAGGUGAUCGGCGCAAAGCAGAGGCAAGUGGAAAGCAGGGCCAACGGGCUUAUCGUGGAGCUGGAGCAGGAGAUUAAUCAGCUGAGGCACAGCACUACCGAACUGGACCAGCUCUCACACACCGAAGACGACCUUUACCUUCUCCAGCACUCUCCAGUUUUCUCCACAAUGCCAGCCGCCAAAGACUGGGCUGACACCGGCGUGGAAAGCGCUGAAUACGUGGGCACGCUAAGGAGAGCGGUCAGGAGAGUCGCCUGCCAGCUGGAGGAGACGGUAAAGGCUGAGGUGAAGAGGCUUUGCGAGGCUGAAUUUCAGCGGGCUCAGCAGUGUGCCGUGGACGUGACCUUGGAUCCCGACACAGCUCAUCCCAAACUGGUGCUGUCUGAGAACAAGAAACAGGCCCAUCACAGUGAUGUAGCCCUGAACCUCCCUGACAACCCAGAGAGGUUUUACCCCGGUGUUAGCGUUUUGGGAAAGGAGGGUUUCUCGUCUGGCAGGUUCUACUAUGAGGUCCAGGUGAGAGGGAAGACGGAGUGGGAUAUUGGAGUUGGACUGGAAUCGGUCAACAGAAAAGGAGGGAGCAUACUAAACCCUGAAAACGGCUACUGGGCUCUGGGGAUGAGGAAGGACGAGAGCUACUGGGCGCUCAGCAGCCCUCCCGUUUGCGUCCCGCUGGUCGAGAAACCCGAGAGAGUCGGGGUGUAUGUGGAUGUGGGGUGGGGGCAGGUUUCUUUUUACAACGUGGACUCUCGUUCCCAUAUCUACACGUUCACCGGAUACUCUUUCAGAGAAAGACUUUUCCCCUACUUUAACCCCCGACGCAAUCACGACGGGGUCAACUCAGUUCCUCUUAUCAUCUCGCCUGUCAAUAUCUGAAACUUCUGAACAUUUGAUCUCUUUUUGCUGUUGAGUCCUUGCAGCCAUCUAUUUAUCUUUUUUUAGCAUUUAAACAUUCAGAUAUAAAGUUGUUGUGUGAUGCUUGUUGCUCUGUUUGCCUGAAUAAAAUCUUGCUCAUCGAGAUGAA